Amborella trichopoda is the source of this 1672-nucleotide messenger RNA. Its product is annotated as Rhodanese/Cell cycle control phosphatase superfamily protein. NCBI's taxonomy places the organism in Eukaryota, Viridiplantae, Streptophyta, Magnoliopsida, Amborellales, Amborellaceae. The record is from RefSeq and is a predicted model, not a curated record.
AUGUUAAAUCUUUAAAUCUUUUGACUUUUCCCUCCUAAAACUAAAGCAAUUCUCGGCCUCACCCCGGCCUUUCAAAUUGUGGAUUAAUGAUGAGGGGAGACACUUUUUCCACCAUUUUUGUCCUAAAUCCUCCGCCUCUAAUGGCGAUCUUCUCUUGCAGAGCCACUCUCUUCAAGACCUCGCCAAUUUUCAACCACAAAACAUGCCCUAAUCUCUCCAUUUUCAGGGGCUUAGCUGCCAAUGCUCAGCAACAGAAAAAUAAAUGGAUCCCAACAUUAGGGUUUUCAAGGACACGGAUCCCUGCUUUGAAUUUUCAGAAUCGGAUCCAACGGAGCUCUGUAACAAAAAAUGAGGCUUCGGCUUUGCGCUCUGAGAAGGCAGAGGGUUUCAUAGUAGUGAAUUUUUAUCGCUUUGUUUGCAUUGAGAAUCCAGAAGAGGAGGUGACAAGGCAUCGUUUAUUCUUGCAGGGCCGUGAUAUACAAGGUCGGAUAUAUCUAAAUGAACAGGGCAUCAAUGCACAGUACAGUGGUCCAUCAGAAGAUGCAUUGGCGUACGUUGAGUGGUUAAAAGAUGACAGUCGUUUUUCUGAUAUCUUAGUCCAAACCUCACCAGCUAUGAAUGGACAUGCUUUUCCUCAACUGAAACUGCGGUAUAAACCCUCACUAGUACAGAUGGAAGGUGGCAUUUCACAUCUUCCUUUGGUUAACCCUGCAAUGAGAGCUAUCCCAUUAUCACCAUCUGAAUGGAGAAACCGAUUGGAUUCUUUGAAAAAUGUGGAAGGAUCAUCUUCUAGAGAAGAUACUGGCUCGGAUCAGAAGAGCGUCCUGCUUCUGGAUGUGAGGAAUGGCUAUGAGUGGGAUAUUGGCCAUUUCCAUGGUACUCAACGACCUGAUGUUAAUUGCUUCAGGAGCACUUUGUUUGGACUCACAGAUAUGGAGGUUAGUCCUUCAGAUCCUUUGGCUGGCAUUGAUAGGGAAGCUACAGAUAUUUUGAUGUAUUGUACGGGAGGUAUCCGCUGCGAUGUUUAUUCUACCAUGCUUAGGCAAAGGGGCUUUCAAAACUUGUACACUUUGAAAGGUGGUGUCUCACACUAUCUUGAGAAAGAGGGUCCUGCAGAGUGGGUGGGAAAUCUGUUUGUUUUUGACUCUCGCCUCUCUCUCCCCCCGUCAGCCUACAAGCCGGAGGCCAUAUCCAAUGGAUACAAUGGAAUCCCUCAUCUCAACCCAACAAAUGAAGGCAAUAAUACAUUUUUGAGGUGUCGCAUAUGUGGAUCAUUCUUAUCAGAAUACAGGCAUCGCAACUGUGCCAAUCUUGACUGCAAUCUUCUAUUCUUAUCAUGUUCAGAUUGUGUCAGAGAAUUGAAAGGGUGUUGCUCCAUGAAUUGCACAUCUGCACCUCGCCUUAGACCUGUUUUGCCUGGACAUCGGAGGUAUGAGAAGUGGCAUGUCUAUAGGGAUGCACAAUGCCCUCACAGUGCAAAGGUUUGAACUUACUUGUAUUUCAUUAUUUACCAUCCUUCCAAGAGUUCCUGAUAAUUGCUGUCAUGAAAGUUUUGCUCCUAGAGCGAGAGAGAACAAUUCUUCAACCUAUCCAACUUAUUCAUGUUGAAAAUCUAGAGUUUAUGGAAUAACAUUUGGGAGAAGGUAUGCAACCUUUAGAGGAUGUUUAGUCA